This is a messenger RNA of Dicrocoelium dendriticum, 921 nucleotides long. The record is from the annotation of a GenBank genome assembly. NCBI's taxonomy places the organism in Eukaryota, Metazoa, Platyhelminthes, Trematoda, Plagiorchiida, Dicrocoeliidae.
AUGAUUUGUUGUAACGCACUGCUCUUUAUAAGAAAAAUGUCCUACUCUGGUUCGCCUGUCGUGGGCCAUCGGCGCGGUUCGUCUCGCUACGAAGAUUACUCUGGCCGCUCUCGGGAUUAUGGGGAUUACGAUAAAUCGAAAGGAUAUCCUCCAAAACGCGACCGAAUACGCGAUUCCAAUGGCUACGACUACGAUCGCGAAGAUGAUCGAAGGCCUUAUGGUCGUCCGGUGACUUCUGGACCAACGCGUUACUCCACAGACGACAGGGGACGUGGACCUGUAUCAGGCGUUACUCCCAAGCCAUCUCGAGUAUUGGGGGUCUUCGGCCUUUCUCUAAGAACGGAGGAGCGUCAUUUGUAUGACGUAAUGAGUGUGUACGGCCCUUUAGAAGAUAUACAAAUAGUUUACGACAGCUUGACAGGUCGUUCUCGUGGUUUCGCAUUUGUUUAUUUCCAAAACCUUGAGGAUGCCCGAGCUGCCAGAUCUGCAUGUGCUCGUGGUCUGGAACUACAUGACCGAGUUCUUCGUGUGGAUUACAGUAUCACCCAGGCACCUCAUCAACCCACUCCUGGUGUUUACAUGGGCAAAGACAAGAGACGCAAUUCAGACCGUGGCAGGCGCUUCGGCUAUUCCGACCGACGUCCGCGCAACUUUUCGUCCUAUCGCCGGUCUCGAUCACGUACUCGCUCUCCUCCUCGUCGUCGUAUGGAAGAAUCGCCAUACCGCCGCAGAUCACGUGUUGUGUCCAGCAGCCGAUCAAGGAGUCCACCGGCUGUGUACAGCCCUGGUCACCGGGAUCGCGGAGCUCCUAAUUCACGCUCGAGAUCGAUCAAUCGCAUAGAGCAUGCUCACGUCGACCGUUAUUCUGGCCCACCCAGAGACGACCCUAGUUGGUCCGAUCGUAGUAUUUCACCCCGAUGA